AAUACUCAUAAUAAUCAAUCAUGCCGGAACCAUCAGGACAGAAGUCCGCGCCGAAGAAGGGCUCCAAGAAAGCCGUGACCAAAGCCGGUCCCAAGGGCAGCAAGAAGAGGAGAAAGACCAGGAGGGAGAGCUACGCCAUCUACGUGUACAAGGUGCUGAAGCAGGUGCACCCCGACACCGGGAUCUCCUCCAAGGCCAUGAGCAUCAUGAACUCCUUUGUCAACGACAUCUUCGAGCGCAUCGGGUCCGAGGCUUCCCGCCUUGCUCUCUACAACAAGCGUUCUACCAUCACGUCCCGGGAGAUCCAGACCGCGGUCCGCCUGCUGUUACCUGGUGAGCUGGCCAAGCACGCCGUGUCUGAGGGAACCAAGGCUGUGACCAAGUACACCAGCUCCAAGUAAACUGUGGACACCAGUUUAAAAACCCAACGGCUCUUUUCAGAGCCACCCAUCUUUUCUAUAAAGAGUCUAUAUCCUUAUUCAUAUAAUUAACACGUGUGUGUGUGUGUAUCUAUACAUUUAUUUAGUUCUAUAUUGUAGGCUUCAUGUGAAAAUAAUACAUCCCUAUAUUAAAUUAACACAGUAAUUAGUGGAAAACCAAUGAAAUGAAUGAAUCAACCCUUCCUGUAACAUCGAAUAAUUUAAGUUAUACAAAUGUCUACACCUAGAUGUUGUGACAUAUUUACUGCUUAUUCAGAACAAUAUAUAUUUCAAAAUAAUGACUUUAAUGUAUUGUUCGAUAAUAUAUCUAAAGGAUUGUUAUUUGUAGAGCAUGUACUGUAUAUUUAUAUUCAAAAUGUUUAAUUCCACAUAUGAAACAAACAAUUAUGAAUAUUUGGUUUUGCUGUUGCACAAAUAGUGGUUCAUAGCAAGCGUGUGAUAUAAUUCCAUAUCAAUAGGAUAUCAUAUUUUAUUUGACGAAAUUGAUUGUGACAAAUCUUAUAUACCUAAAUUAUUUUAUAUUAUUCUUACAGUGUGUGAUAGAAAAUAUCAAACUGUAUAAUU
Solea senegalensis (Senegalese sole) is the source of this 1004-nucleotide messenger RNA. RefSeq names its product histone H2B 3-like. Gene Ontology annotation, cellular component: nucleosome. The coding region runs from base 21 to 401 and encodes 126 amino acids. NCBI's taxonomy places the organism in Eukaryota, Metazoa, Chordata, Actinopteri, Pleuronectiformes, Soleidae. Gene Ontology annotation, molecular function: DNA binding; structural constituent of chromatin; protein heterodimerization activity. The record is from RefSeq and is a predicted model, not a curated record. The transcript has a single exon.